AUGGAAGAGAAGCCUGAAGCUGCACCCACCCUCCAAAGCAUCCCAUUAAGUAAGCACAUGAGUUUCUUUAGUUGCCACAGACGAAAGAAAGUACUAGUUGAAAACGUCCAAAAGAAAUACUCAAGAGUGUACAGCAUGAGUGAGCAUUGGGGUGGAGUUGAGUUUCCAAGUAUAUUGCCUGAUGCCUUAUUAUUUGUUCUGUCAGUUUUUUUCAGGAAGAUCUUCAUCUUACAACUGGUAGGGCUGGUGCUAACCUACAAUUUCACUGACUGUGACUUUGAGAAGAUUAGAAAGAAGUAUCAGGAAGUCAUUUAUCAAGCCCUGAAUAAAUACAUGAAUGGGGUAACCUCUACCUAGAAAUUGGCACACAUUAAGUGUGCAGAUCAGCCAGAUUGCCUCGCUAAAAUCGACCUCAUUACCUUCUAUCCCACCCACGGCUGCACGACACUGGCCAAGGAAAUCUUUGCGAUAAGAACUAACGCUACGCUCACUCUCCAGUGCCCAGGCUACUCAGGAAUGCAGAUAAAUAAUACCCAGGCAAAGAAGAAAAGAAAGAAAAGACAAGUUACAACAAAUAAAUGCCUGGAACAAGUCUCACACUUAAUGGAAUUGUGGCGUCGAUUCAGUCGCAUUUCAUAG
Puma concolor (puma) is the source of this 639-nucleotide messenger RNA. Lineage: Eukaryota; Metazoa; Chordata; Mammalia; Carnivora; Felidae. The record is from RefSeq and is a predicted model, not a curated record.